UGUACUGUACCUUCACCAUCUCUGAUGUAACGUGGAAGCAUACCACCCCCAUCUUAUAGCCGAUAGAAAGCAUGUCUAAGUAUCGAAUCGCUUGAGAAUCUGCUUCUCUUGCGUCUCUUGCGCCUUGCCACACUAUGUCUUACGAGUCAACCGAAGCGGAACAUGUCGGCUAUGCGUGCGCCGCAUUGUCGGUUCUCAUCCUCGCCAUCCGAAUCGUCAUCUCAGGAUGGCGUCGCGAGCCAUUCGACCUCGGCUUCUUCCUUGUCGUGAUGUCGAUGCUAGUCAUCAUCGGCCGAAUCGUCGCUAACAAUUAUUAUCUGCAAUUCGGAACCGCCAACGACGUUUUGCACAAUGGCAUUGUUCCCUCUAGCGACGACGAAUAUCGGUUGAAGGUUGGAAGUAUUCUGGUUCUUCUGGCAAGGGUCCUGCUUACUGCGGGUCUAUGGCUACAGGUCUGCCUUCUGCUGCUGUUUUACUCGCGCAUUACUUCCGGCAUCACUUGGGCGAACCGGCUCACCAAGAUAACCUGGGCUACUUUGGGAAUCACCUUCGUCGCCAUCGUGCUAGCGACUUUCCUCGAAUGCCGUCCGAUUGAACUGUACUGGCAGGUAGAUCCUGAUCCGGGAACAUGCGUGCGCGCCUACGUUCAACUACUUCUUCUAGGCGUCUCGAACAUCGUCAUCGAUCUACUGGUACUUUUCAUCGCGUAUCCUCUGAUCUGCCUGAGGAAGCGAAGCUGGUCGGAAUAUAUCUCCUUGUACACCCUCUUCGCGCUAGGCACCUUCUGCAUCGUCGUCACCAUAAUCCGCGUCGUCCUAAUCUUCAACGAGAAUUCUUCGCAGACAACGCGCAGUCUUUGGGCAUCGGUGCAGAUGUUCGUCUCGUGCUUCGUGGCGAACGCGCCGACUAUUUACGGCUCUCUGCGCGUUGCGCGACGCAAGAGAUCUGGCCAUCGGAGCGCGGCGGAUUAUGCGAGCGGAGAGCCGCUGAGUCGGCCAUCGCGUUUCGAGGGCGAAUCUUGGAUUAAGAUGGAUGAGGAACUUGCUUCGAAAUCGACAGCGCCUGGGGCGCGGGAUAGUCUCGUGUCUCCUCCCCCUCCUGCAGUAAUCUCCCACGACGACGAUAUUAUUCCCGCAUCGCGCUCUCGCUCUUCGUCUCUUAUUUUCGACGCGAGAUAAAUGGAUUCCGAAGAGCUAGAUAUGUCACACAGGACAUCAGUCUCUGUUUGAAAUAUCGACAAGUUGAUAGGUAAAGAUUGUGACGACAAGAACCGUGCUUUUUUGGUGUAAUCAUUGGGAGCUAUUUGAAAAGCACGGAUUCACGCGUACGGCCGAUCAUUCCGGUUCCCUGGUAGCCACCUGUGCGACAUCGAAUCUGAGCCAACCCUGUCACGAAGGGGUGGGUUAGGGUUGGGGAUAAUCAACUCUUGGUCUCCAGCAUCGAAUUGUUAAGGGGAUAAAAGAGAACAAAGCACUACACUAACACUACUUGUCUAUUGGCAAUUAUAUCGAUUAAUCAUCCUACUCAGGGUCCGACUGGUUCGUCCCAUCCAUCAUUACUGACAAGAUCAACAACAAUUGCGAGUAAUCUCGAUUACUACAACACCUAAUUUCUAUAUUACAUUAUUACAACACAGCACAUACAAAUAUCUGGCAACGAAUCAUUACAUAAACCUAUGGAAUAUGGCACACAGUAUCGAUAGAACGUGCCAUACGGCCUCAUGGCCUGGUUUUCCCUUUGGAGGCGGCGACAUUGUUUUUACGAGAUACCCUGGGAUUUUGGUAGCGCAUGAGGAUUGAAAAGGUAUCUGGAGGCAUGAAGGAAGGGAGGGUGGCACUGAGAACUUGGAAAAUA
Messenger RNA from Annulohypoxylon maeteangense, 1854 nucleotides. RefSeq lists its product as uncharacterized. The record is from RefSeq and is a predicted model, not a curated record. The transcript has 2 exons. Bases 135 to 1178 code for a protein of 347 amino acids. Lineage: Eukaryota; Fungi; Ascomycota; Sordariomycetes; Xylariales; Hypoxylaceae.